Molecule: messenger RNA, 3584 nt
Organism: Syngnathus acus (greater pipefish)
Lineage: Eukaryota; Metazoa; Chordata; Actinopteri; Syngnathiformes; Syngnathidae
Product: zinc finger protein 518A
Exons: 4
Coding region: 231-2879 (882 amino acids)
Source: RefSeq, a predicted model, not a curated record
UCUCUCCUCCACAUGAGUGGCGUCCGUCCAGUCGGGCUUCUCUGUAGACAGAGGCAGCAGGAGGUCCGAGACAGCACAGCACAGGACAGGACAGGAGAGGACAGGACAGGCUAAAGGCUAAAGGCUAAGUGGGCUCAGCGACUGUAAUCCCCGGAUGAUGAAACAACCAUCAUGGCUGCCACUCGCUGAGCUGUCAAGCUCUCGACAAAAGAAAAGAAACCUGAAAGACCAUGGAUUUGGUGGAUAUUUGCAAAGUUCCCCCUGCCACAAAUAAGAAGCAUAGAGUGUGGCACAAACGGCUCCGCCGAAGGAAACGUGAAGCUCAGCUCCCAGCUAUGCAACGUGAAGCUAAAAAGGGACCAAAGCUACCAGAGGAACGCAAGCAAAGCACAGAGUGGCCUUCGUUGAAGAAGUCCCACCUGGAGGCACAACAAAGUGACCGCUGGACAAGCCACAGUAGGCCUAUAGAUGCACUCAAGUUUACAUGCAGUCAAUGUAAGGACAAUCUGGAAUAUAUUCCCAAAGACUUGAUGAGCCACUUUGAGGAAAAGCACAGAGGGAGCUCACCUGUUUUUUCUUGUCAUUUGUGUUCUUUUGCGGCACACGACUUCUCCUACCUUGGAGUUCAUCUGUUGAGCCACAAGGAGACGUUUUCUAGUUGCAGCGUAUGUAACGACGACGUGAUACGCACAUGGUCUGAACUGAGUGCGCACCUCACACUGCGUCACUGCCAAAAUGGCAAAUAUUCAUGCGAAAAGUGUCCGAGAUUCUCCACUGGCGACGUGACUGUCUUUUUAGAGCAUUUGUGUGUCCAUCAUCUUGGCCUCCAAAGAGCAAAUGAGAUUGCUUCCAUAACAGCAAAUCAAGCUUUAUCUUGUCCCCACUGCGCCUAUGAAACCUCACACAAGUGGGUGCUUGCAAAGCACAUCAAUGCAAACCAUAGUUGUCCGAAAAAGAAGGAAAUCCGGUCCAUGGCAAGGAAAUCAAACAACAGUCAAAUGAAGCCGAGGUUAACGAGGAGCACGGUGAGGGACAUGUGCUGGUUGACAGAGGACUGCCUUUCUCUGCCAGGUCCAGACUUCCUGGAUAAAUACUGUCAUUUAUCUGAUCCCCAAACGACAUUAGAGACGACCCAGCAGUUUCUAAUGAAAUCUGUGGCGGGGGGAAAGGGUGACCAGAAAUGGACCAAGGCUCUCAAGUCGGUUCUGUCUAACGUCCCUCAAGACAUCAACGUCCAUCCCAAGUCCAACAACGGCGUGGUGGCGAAUUCCGAGGAUCUGGCUGUCCUCACGGUCCAAAACAAGAUAACGUUGGCUCCGAACGGUGCUACCUAUGCUAAGAGACUGAAGACGGAAAAAGAAAGCGUGACCCCUGAAAGCCCUGCCGCUGAGGAUCAUUUUGACAUUGGCCACAAGGGAGGUCAAGUCAUUUUCAACGACGACUUACGUUGCCUUGAAAAUGAAACGAAACAAAGUAAAAAUCCAUUCGGUUCCACCCGCAAUGAACCGCCUGGGUGUGUCCGGAUUCUAGAAAAUGGAGAGAACCAGGAGACUAACUCGAAUAACGGGGGGAAAGUAAUAAGGCCUGAAGAUGCGCAACUCACUUUGGAUGGAAUCAAUAUUUCUGCUCAGCCCAAGGGCACAAACGAGAGCCAAGAACAGAAAGCUACAUCUAAAGACAAAGCGAAAAAUCCAACUCUGAGGAGAAGACGGAAAAGAAAGUCCAGAUCCAAAAAGGCAAAGAAAGCAACCUCCGAAUUCGCCCUAAAGAUUGUGUUAAAGAAAAAUCCCGUCAAGGAGAAGCAGUGGGUGUCACAAAACCCUUUACUUGAAAGAAACGGGCUUCGGGUGGAGGAACUAGCAAAUCCUGACUCGGCGUUCCAGGUCCGUGUCAGUGAUCAGCCUGACCCCGGAGAAGCCAUUCCAUCAGCACAUGCACCAGCAAAGGCUGAACAUCCUCCACAUUGUUCUGCAAAGCCAUCUGAGCCUAGAAAUGCACUCCAGCCCGCAGCGUUUGAAGACUUGCCAUCUGAAAGAGAACGCCAUGAUGCAAAUCAAUCCCCAAACAACUUUUCCACACUUGUUGACAAAAGCGUCCCGUCAAAGACUGCGGUCAAAGCGUGCCCCGAGAACUCCCGGUUGCCCUCCUCCGGUGCUUUCCCAGAGUCGGCUGUUGAUGGAGCCACUCGAAGCGGCGGCGGCGGCGGCGGCAGCAGCCACAGCAAGUGGCCCCCGCUUUCCCAACCUGCUACGACAUCACAUGAUGUGAUCAACUCAGGAGGAGCUAAGCCUGCAGCAUCGACGGAACACACUGACCACUGUGUUGCGCUGCCUUCAGACUUCAAAGCAUUGGAUGAUUCCUGGGCAGCUUUUGUAGGCCACUGGCAGCCUGCUCCCAAAAGCCUGCAAAGAACCCUGAAGUUGAUAGCCAUGAAUCCCUCGCAGCCCAUAAGGCGUCCGGUGAGGGACCAGCCCGUUGUGGUACUCAAUCACCCGGAUGCAGACAUCCCAGAGGUGGCCAGGAUCAUGAACGUGGUCAGCCGUUACAGAGGAGAUGUGCACAAGGUGGUCCUGUCGCAAAGGACUCUCCACGCGCUCUCAGCCCUGACCGACGGGACAAAGCGUUAUCGGGACACCGAGAGCCGACCGCUGUGGCGUGGGGAGAACUCGGUCAAGGAAAGGUUUGUUUUGAAGCUUAGGCUGCGCAGACUGAGCAGGAAAAGAUACCAGGUGGUCGGUGGGCUUUCGCCCAAAAGGAAGACGGCGGAGAAAUUCACUUGCUGGUUUUGCGGCAGAGUCUUUGACAAGCAGGAGGUGUGGAUGCUCCACCGAAAGAGGCACCUGAUGGACUGGAAAAAGCCAAACUGUGAACAUGUUUGAAUACACUGGAAAAGAAACAAAAUGGAAGAUAGAUGACUGCAAUCAUGUGACAAUCACCUUAAUUACAAGUCUUAAUGAAAUAGGAUUGCACAAGCUCAGGGUAACAUUAGCUAGCGGAAUCUUGGAGUAGCACCUUCAUGAAGGGCUUUGUUUGGUUCUUAAAAAGUAGCCUUUGUCUACGCAUAUGCUUUAUUUAAAUACACUGUCACAUUUGACAAAACACUGUAUUGCCACAGUCGGAGUAGGAUGUAACAUAUUUAUGUUUUUCAAAUGGGAUGGAUGUUGGUUCGUCAAAUCUACCAAAAACUGAAGAAGAAGACAAAAAAACAAUAAGCUGUUUUAUUCAACAUGUAUUUAUAAACUUUAUUUUUGGGCCCAUGAAAUAAUUCCUGUAAAUGGUCUGUAAAUUCCAAAUAUGGUUCAAAUCUCACCUUUUCUGUGACCGAUAUAUUUUCAUAUCCUUAUCGUGCUCCAUUUUUAUACCCAAAGUUGUGUUUUAUGAUGUCAGCGAAUAAGACUAGUUUUUUUUAAAAAUCGGACAUAGACUGAUUGUAUUGUUUUGUGUUUUGCUUGACUUGAAAUGAUCAUCUAGAUUCUUUUUUUUAAUUUUUAAUUUUUUACUUGCACUAUUAAAGGAGGAUUUUGAUUUCCCUUACCUCAGCGCAAGCAGACAAUCUCAAUCGGUGUUCUCCUGUGGCAAAAGAU